Messenger RNA from Vicia villosa (hairy vetch), 1029 nucleotides. RefSeq lists its product as uncharacterized. The coding region runs from base 1 to 1029 and encodes 342 amino acids. Lineage: Eukaryota; Viridiplantae; Streptophyta; Magnoliopsida; Fabales; Fabaceae. The transcript is spliced from 2 exons. The record is from RefSeq and is a predicted model, not a curated record.
AUGGACGCUAGUAACCAAGAUAUGGUAGGUUUAUUGGCCAGAGAAAUGAGGGUUAUCUUUUCUCCUUUAAUACUGAACAUUGAUAAAACCAACCGAGACAACUCUGAGACAUGUCGACAAUUGUCAGCGCAGAUGGGUCGAAUGGCAGACUUUUUACGCGCUCCUGAAACUUCGACGCGUCGAAGAACAAAUCAAAUAGUCAUUCAAGAUGAUGAACCCACCAUAAACCAAAUUCGACCCCCAAGACCACCCCCUGAAACAGAACCCUUGAGGGCAGGUUUAGAUCAACAGGUAGUUCAACAAGAUAUCCCUGAGGAACAGCCAGAAAGGGUAGUGGUGAAUAAUAGAAACCAAAAUGCUGACGAAAUGAUUCACAGGGUUAGGCAAAAUAAUCAGAUGGAAACAAAUCUAACUGCUAUGAUAGAGAGGAUUAUGACACAAAAUGGUUUGAACACAGGAUUACGAAGGCCAAAUUAUACGUCUCCUCUAUCAGAUUAUGUUUUGCAAACUGAAAUACCUAGGGGGCGCAAGGUCCAUAAGUUUACUAAAUUUUCAAGAGAUACUACUGAAUCUACCACAGAACACAUAUCCAAAUAUAUGACUGAGGCUGGAGAUUUGGCGAACAAUGAAGAUCUGAGGAUGAAAUAUUUUCCCAAUUCUUUGACCAAAAACGCCUUCACAUGGUUCACAACACUACCACCAAACUCCAUAGACACUUGGUCUCAGUUAGAAAGAUUGUUCCAUGAACAGUUUUGUUUGCUAAAAGCUAGAUGUUUUACAGUGGUACCUGAACACGAAUUAGUCGAAAUGGCAGCUGGAGGUCUAGAUUACUCCAUCAGGAAGAAUUUAGACACUCAAUAUCUACAAGAUAUGGCCCAAUUGGCUGAUAGGGUUCGCCAGGUUGAAAGAUUAAAAGCAGAAAAGGCUAGAGCAAAUAAAAGUUACAAGAAAGAAAGGGUCACUUACGUCGAAGUAGAUGAAGGAGAACCAGAAACCUUCGAAGACCAGUAUGGUUCAGAUACAGCCUAA